CUUUGUGUUGAGUAGGCGGUGCCGCGGCAACAUGGCGGCCAGCGUGACGGGCUGACAGUGACAGUGGUGGGGACUGUUUGGCGGUUACCGUGUAGCCAAUGCUUAGAGGCUGUGUGUGUGAAAUUAUAAAGUGCUAACAGGUGUGCAGACCGUGCAGUGAGGUGUGGUGCAGGUGUGUGGUGUCCGUGGAGGUGUGUGAGUGCCGCCCGCUCACCACUGCGUCAACACUCGCUAUUUCACUACAGCAGGACAGCCUAGGCCUUCACCACGCCUUUACUACAUGACACUACAGCCACUCGUCCAGCCUGCACUGAGGAAUGAACCGCAAGGAUGGAUGAGAGGCUGGAGUUGAUAUUGGAGGGAAAUGAUGACCGACCAAGUGAUUCCAGCAAUUUGCGAACGGUGGUGAUCCACCGGGGCGAGCGUGGUUAUGGAUUCACUGUAUCUGGUGAAAGUCCUGUCAUUGUGCAAGAUGUGAAGGAUGGAGGACCUGCAGCUCAGGCUGGUGUCAGGAAGGGAGACUCCAUCAUUGAGGUCAAUGGAGCAAUAGUGUCACAGAUCAAUCACAAGGAGGUGGUACAGAUCAUCAAGUACACAGUUACAGAAUCAGAUGGAAGCAAACAAAAGCAAGAUGUUGACUAAAUACCUAGAGAAGCAGCGUCGUGUCAGGGACAGCAUCAUGCAGGAGUUGCAACGAGGACCUUCCAAGGUUAUGCAGAGAAACCUUGAGAAGGAGUUGGAUUCUAUAAACCGUCAAAUAGCCAAAAUACAGGAGGAACUCAAGACAGUGAAAGACAGUGAAGCUCAAUUACACUCGCAAACCCGGUCCUCUCCCCGCUCUCCUCCCCUGUCCCGGCCAUCAUUUUCCCUCCCACACUCCCAUCACCACCAUCACCACCACCAUCCAACUCACUCUCGCUCUGUGUCGGAUAUCCCUCCUCCUCUCCCGGCUCGGAACCGUCCCCUAGUAUCCCAGACCUCAGCCCCUAACAUCUCCACCUCCUCCACCUCCUCUUCCUCCAUGUCCCUGGCCUCCGCUCCUCCCCUCCCACCCAGACUCACCUUGGAGAGGGUCGGGGAGGGAGGCCUUGCACAAAGCCUAGAGAACAUUCCUAAGGGGCAGUGUCUCAGCCAUUCUGCAAGUUCUGUGUCUGAGCCUGGGAGUCGGCCUCCAUCUCACUACAGAGCACGGUCAAGUCCUGAUCCUCUAGGCCUACAAUCCAGUCACGGGUUCCAGAGUGGCAGUGAUUCUGUCAAUGAUGUCAGUGUGACUGGAUCAUGUGGGAGCCGUGGAAAGGUGUCGUCAGCCACAUUUUGUGAUGACACAAUUUCCACUACCACAUCCAUCCAUGAACCUCCAGGCACCCCUCCUCCUCCAUAUGCUUCCACCUCACAGCUGUGUCUUUCUGAUGAGGUGGAUGAGAAUAACAUCAGCAUUCCUGAUGACUGUGAUGGUGGGGGAGACUAUCCACCCACUGCUCCCCCCCUUCCUCCUCCCUCUGGCCCCUGUUUGCCAAGCAGACCCAUCCUCCCGGGCCUGCCUCCUAAAUUGGGUUCGCAUCCUGCCAGCCCUUUCUCUUCACAAGUUACCAGCCCAACCAGCCCUAAUGGACAGGUUGUGUCACCCCCAUGCACGGUGGUCCCGAGUCCCUCACAGCCCAUCCUGAGCAUGGAAGAUGAGGAGUUCUCAGACACAGAGACACUUGAGGACCAUGGCCCAUUCCAGUCCCUUAGCAAGUUAUGGAACCAUAAUGCGUAUCUUGCUGUCUUCAUGAACUAUGUUAUAUCCAACUGUGACCCUUCUAGCCUGUUCUUCUAUGUCAUAACACAUCUAUACAAGGAGGGAGUUGGUAAGGACAUGAAACGAUGGGCCUAUGAAAUCACCUCCAGUUUCCUACUUCCUGGUGCUCCCCUUCGCCUCUGUAAUGUAGAAGAGAAUAUUCUCCAUGAAAUAGAUGAAACUUUACAAAAUGAACUUGACAAAGAAGAAAUACUUCGAAAGGUUUUCUGGAAGGCCCGCAUGAGGUGCCGAGAAGACCUAAACGAGCAGUUGGCAGACUUUCGCAACAAGCGUAGUGCUGGUUUGGGCUCUAUAUUUGGGCCAGCUGACCACCUUCUCGAAGAAAGCAAAUAUAAUAAAGCCAAAGAAUUACAGAUUGUAGAGCAUCUUCUUGUGCCUUGUCUGGAGAGUGUGUCUGAUGAUUUGAAGAAUGCUACUGACCAAAUGCUGGUCACUGUCUCUAGUUUGGCCACCAUUCUGUUGAAGUAUUACAUGGUGCGCAGUCAGCAGGCCCAGCAACUCAUAGACCGGUGCCCUCUCUAUGUGAGCAAGGAGCGACCCCUCAGAACUAAGAUCUUUAGGGGCAACAAGAAGCAAGUGUUUCGGGACCACCACUUCAAUCAACACACAUACUAUAGUGUGACCUAUUGCAACCACUGUGGCCUCAUUAUCUGGGGUAUUGCUCCCCAGGGCUACCAGUGUGCCAAUUGUGAGAUGAACAUUCACAAGUCAUGUGCCAAGCAAGUAGAGGAGGUGUGCAUAGGGCAGCUGCACAAAAAAGACAGGAGUCGGGACACAAGAUUCAGUGCCAUCCUUGGGAAGAUUAUAUCUGAUGAUAAGGAGACAAAACGUAAGGUCUCACAAGUCAAUGCUGCACAUAACAGUACAUUCUAUGUCUCGGCUGUGAACUCUCCUGCGGGCACGUUAGUUGAUAAGGCGCGGAAGGGCUUCGAGGAAGGAAACACCGAUCAGUGCGGGCUUGCGUCUGAGACCGACAACUAUACAGGGGAGAAAGGGAGCAAUACGGGCGCAGGUGGGGCUGGAGUGGCAGGACUCUCCAAUCAUGCUUCCUCCCCUGCCUCUACCACUUCCCCUGCCACCACCAAUCACGCCCAGAGCACCGCCCAUCCUGGGCUCGCCUCCGCCUCUGCCAGUGAUCUGCACAACAACGGAUCUGACGCCCAUGAGGAAUAUGGCUCGCCGGACCCCGCCUCGCCGGGCUUAGGACCACCUGACCCUUCACCUCCGGUGAAGCAUCAUAAGAAGAAGGAAGGACAAGUCAAUCGUUCCGAGAGUCUCAAGGAGAAACAGCCAAGACGGAAACGAACGAGAGAAAACCGAAAGCACAGCGACCCAAACAUUCCCACCUCUAAGUCUGGCUCCUCGUCGGUGGCGCUGCCCCACGCCACCUGGGAGGUGCAGCCCAUGGAGACUCGGAUGGAGCGGAACGCCUCUUUCACCACCUCCACGCUAGGCAUCGGCUCGACAUCUCUGCACGAUAGCCGUCGCUGCUUCUCCGAAAGUGAUGUGGAUGCAGAUUCCAACCUCAUCCCAGAUAACUCUGGUAGUUCAUCCAACUCAAGUCUUUCACCUAGCCUAGAGAGCCCCAGUGCCUCCUUGGAGCACGUGUCCCGCGAGGCACCCCUUCCUGCACCAGUCUUGGAGAAUGACUCAGACAUUGAGUGUGAAGUUGACCUUCCUAACUGGCAGAAACUGGUGUCUAGUGAUGAGAUCAAGAAGCUCAAACCCAAGGAACGUAAAAGACAGGACACUGUCAGUGAACUGUUCCACACCGAACGGACGCACGUACGGGUUUUAAAGGUGCUAAAACACCUUUUCCAAGUACCGAUGUCAGAAGCAGGUCUACUAUCCAAACAGCAGUUGGACUUACUUUUCCCAAACUUGGAUGAGAUCCUGGACAUCCAUGUAAAGUUCAAUCAAGCCAUGAAGCAUAGAAGAAAAGAGGAGCCUAUCGUAUCCAGAGUUGGAGAUGUUCUCAUAAGCAUGUUUGAUGGUGAACAGGGUGAUCAUUUCCAACAACAAGCAGCAGAGUUUGUGCGGUCGCAGAUCACUGCCCUAGAGAACUUGAAGCAACAACAGAAGAGAGACCAGAGGUUAGCAAACUUUCUACAAGAGCAGGAAAACAACCCAGUAUGCCGGAGGCUUCAGCUGAAGGACAUGCUACCAUGUGUUGUCCAAAGGUUAUCAAAGUACCCACUGCUAAUUGAGCAGCUACUGGGCUAUACAGACAGUAGUGCUCAACCUGAGGAAUAUGAGCAACUCUCUCGGUCCCUGGAAAGGUCUAAGGAAAUCUUGGCAUUUGUAAACACAGCUGUGCAGGAGGCAGAGAACAGUCAACGGCUGCAUGAGCUACAACGCAAGUUGGACCAAUCAUCACUUGCCAAAAACAAGCAUGGCCACUUAGAGGAGCUGAAAGGGCAUCUGGAACUGACCAAACACAGACUAAUCUAUGAGGGACAGUUGACGUGGCGAGUGGCAAAAGGGCAGAAGAAUAUUGACCUGCAGGUGCUGAUGCUGGAUGAGUUCAUUGUACUACUACAGAAAGCUGAUGACAAAUACAUUCUCAAGAACCACUCCAUUAGCAAGUCCCCAGUGAAGGAUGAAAACAAACUGACUCAUUCCCCAAUAAUCAAAUAUGGCCCAUCCAUGCUCUUCCGUGCAGUGGCCACAGACAACUGUGCUUUCUUCAUCGUCACCACACAGACAGUAGGACCACAUAUCUAUGAGCUGGUCGCCUCAUCCCCUAUGGAGCGGAAAGUAUGGUUUCGUCACAUCCAGGAGGCACAGGAGGCAUACACAGCAAGAGAAGGGAGGAACCGCCGCACACACCCACACACACCUUUGCAGGAUCCUGAUGACUCCACACCUACAUCCUCUGAUGCUCUCAGAGAUGUUGAUGAUGGAGUGGAAGUUGAUGGAGGAGAGGCUGCAGAUACCACUGCUGAAAGCCUUGUGGAUAGCAAGAUUCAACCUCAACAAGGAGCAGCAAAGUCCUUAGGAUCAUCAGGAAGGAUUGAAGAGUUACCUGCUCCUGCCAUCCCUGCCCAGCCUCCAGCUUCACCUGAAACACUUCUUAAGAAGACAGCAGAGGCGGGCGGGUCAGGCAGCAGCGGCAGCGGCCAAGGCAGCCCCUCUCCCACGGCUGGCCGGAGCCCUGCCUCUGGCCGCCGGCUCCAGGAGGUCCAGAUCAUCCAGAUCGUGGAGGGCCCAACACUCAUCCAGCCCUCGGAGGUGAAGGUUUCUCAGGGAGUGGUCCUCUCUGCUGAGCCGGUCCUCACUCCCAUAGAAUUGUUACGGCGUAAAGAUCUCAAGAUCCGGCAGGCUCUGGAGGAAAAGCAACAGAUCAUUGCCAACAUCCUGAACAUUCCUUAUGAGGACUUUGAGAGUGUGGUGGACAUGGCAGGUGAGCCAGCAGUAGGCAACAAAGAGCCAAAGGAACUGGUGUUGGCAGCAAUGUUUCAGGCAAAGUGUCUACAAGAAAGCCUCAAUGAAGCACUUAACCUCACUGAAGGGGACAUUGUAGCAGCACGGGCCAAUGAAGGGAAAGCUACUGGAACACCUCUGUACCAGGCACCCAUGACCAAACUCAUGAAUAUUUCUACUACACUAUCCCAGCAACUCUCUUCAUUAUUGAAUCUUGUCUCUGAGAGGGAUGAUGAGAGAGAACGAAUGAGAAAAGAACUUGUUGCAUCACGGGAGCGUCUUCAUCUUUUACAUAUGCGCCAAAACUCUGCAUCCAAUCAGACAGUAGCGGCCAGCAGCCAAACCCCAUCCUCUUCCACUCAGCCCACAACCUCCUCCCCUUAUACAUCUCGGCCAAGUUCCUUUGUGUCUGUGACAUCCUCAGUGGCUGAUCAUUCCGACACCAGCCUACAGCAUGACACUGAUGAGGAUGGGACUGAGGUGAGCAAGGGAAUUGGUAUCCAACAAGAGGCAAGACCUUCAGAUACAAGAGAGGAACUACUACCAGAGAAUCUUGAAGAUACGGGAAGCAGAUCAGAAUUCACAGAUACCAAACCUAAAGAUGCAGAGGACUCUGAGGGACUGCAGGAGAAUGAGGAAGGAGCAAGAGGAAAUGAGGAAGUGAGUGCCACCUGAGAAAGCACACCUGUGGAUGCAGUGUGAGUGAUAUCCUUCUGACUCUUGCUAAUGUCCUCUGCUGCUGCAUUGUUUAGGGCCGGUGAAAGAUUGCAAACCCCUACUGGUCCAUCUUCCUGGACCACUGGUGGUGCUCUGCUGAAAGUCCACUCAGGUGAGGCAGAAAUUGUCUUGGCACUGCUGGAAUAAGAUAUGUGCAGAAGGGACAGCUUUGGUCAGGGACCUAAGCAUAGCAACACAAAAAAACAUUUAAUUUUCUUUGUAUAAUAUGUAAAUGAAAAGAUUUUAAUUAAAUUGUUUUAAUUAUUAACUCAAUAUCCAAGGUGAUUGAGUGUGUGCAUGUGCAACAUACAACUCUAGGCUGGCUGGACACAGCACAUGUGUGACAAAGCAGUAAAAGUGUACAUACAGUGAGGUGGAGUGUGGUGAUCCUGGGGCUGGAGCUCCUGCCUGGUGCAGGGUCAUUCUCCAAUGGGUGGUGCAGCACACCCAAGUUGGCUCCUAGUUCCAAUUGAUCAUCAACCAACAUAGAUUUCUGUAGCAUGUGGAGAAACAAUUGUAAGGUUGUAAUCUGUGAUUCCAUGAAAGUGAUCUUAGAAAGUCAUAUAAUUGUUUGGUUGUAACUUCUAUUAGUGUCAUAUUUGUGUAAUACAAACCUCAUUUAUGGAUCCUCUUUCAAACUACUUAACAUACUUUUUCUAACCAUGUCUGAACCCCCACAUGCUACAGCUCCAGGUUUGCCAAAGUAAGAUAGGGAUUCCCAUGAUAGGGAAAUACCUUAGUCAGCUUUUUCACCAAAUGUUUGUUGUACUUUGUUCAAAUAUAAUCAAGUCACCUGGUGUACAUUGCGUUCCUAGUCCUUUGUGUUGCGGAAAGCUGCUGUCCUGCUGAGCCAACGUGGACCAACGCCAGACUCUCAAGUCACUACCUUAGGAUACCUGUCAUGUACCUCCUUGUGGGCAUGUCACCAGCCUGCCUCAGACAAACACCCAUUUUGAGCAUCAGUGUAUUAUUCACUCUGGAAAAUCCUUAAUUGUUUCAUGACUGAACCCAAAGUCACCAUCCAUAUUACUACCAGAUUAUUCCAUAAUAAUGUUGCCUUGUGGAUGUUCGUUUUCAAUCUAGACUACAAUUUGUUAUAAUUAUAACUAACAUUCAUUCAUGUCUCAUAAAAUUAGUUGUUUCAAAAUAUGUGUCCCCAUGGUAGUGUUUCCUAUUGUGGAGGCAAAGGUGACCCAGGGUGAGGGAGUUGGGAUGAAAAUAGGAUCAGGAGAAGAGAUAAAAUCUACUGUCCAAGAGGAAGUGGAGGCUGCUCUCUUCCCUGCAACUUUACUGGUCAAGGCUUAGAGUUGUCUAUCCACUGUCUCAUUUUUUGUUGGAAUUGCCUCUGCUUUCAGUUCAUGGUGGAUAGAGGUCUUUCUCCUUUAAUGAAAUGAUGGUGAAGAUAUAUACCUUCCUUCUUUCCAACUGGAGGGUAACAAUCUAUCAAAUUACAUGAGAGGGUGUUUGUUCUUGUUUAUUUGUAUGUACAUAUCUUUGUUGCCCAAGUAUUAUGGGUAAACAGUAAACACAUUACCACAAACAGUGAUCAUUUGUAAAUUGUAAUAAUGUUAUUGUAUAAUCAAUCAGCAUAAUGUAUAGUGCAGCCUAAAUGCAUAAAUAAUAAAGAUAUGAAAUAUU
This is a messenger RNA of Portunus trituberculatus (swimming crab), 7579 nucleotides long. It is a transcript of the gene RhoGEF2, whose product is annotated as rho guanine nucleotide exchange factor 11-like. The record is from RefSeq and is a predicted model, not a curated record. Gene Ontology annotation, cellular component: cytoplasm. Gene Ontology annotation, molecular function: guanyl-nucleotide exchange factor activity; G protein-coupled receptor binding. Lineage: Eukaryota; Metazoa; Arthropoda; Malacostraca; Decapoda; Portunidae. Gene Ontology annotation, biological process: G protein-coupled receptor signaling pathway.